CAAAACUGAGGCGUUUGUGUGAAUGCCAAAAUAGUCGCAUAUUCAGCUCUUUUGUGGAUGAAAGUCGUUCGCGUUGCAGGAAAAUGUUGGUUUUCAUUUACGGUUUAUUUGUGAUUGGGAGUGCAAUCUACUUCUUCCUUACAUGGAAUCACAAGCAUUGGGCAAAGAGGGGUAUUCCCUUUGCCGAGCCCAGUGUUCUGUAUGGAAAUUUUCCAAGUACACUCACUCAGAAACGAAACAUUGCCUAUGAACACGAUGAGUUCUACAAUCAAUUCAAGGAUCGGUACAAUUUCGUGGGAUGUUUUAGCCUAAGGCAGCCACAAUAUUUUAUUUUGGACGCCGGUGUGGCGAGAGAUAUUCUAAUCAGCAAGUUUAAGAAUUUCCAUGAUAAUGAAUUUUCCGAUAUGAUCGAUAAGGAAAAGGACCCAAUUUUCGGGAACAACCCCUUUAUGCUAAAAGGUCAAGCAUGGAAGGAUAAGAGAGCUGAAAUUACACCAGCUUUCACUCAAUUGAGAAUUAAAGCCAUGUAUCCGGUAAUUGAUGACGUCUGCGAGAGCCUUAAGAAGUUUAUUCAGCGAGGAAAGCACUCAGCCAUCAAUGCACGUGACUUGUGUGAGAAUUUCACAACAGAUGUCGUUUCAAGUUGCAUCUAUGGUGCAGAUGCACGAGCGCUAUCUGGCGAGAAAGCUCCCAUCCGUGAGAUGGGCAAAAAACUUUUUGGCACUACUCCUAAAAUUGUUAUAUACUUCCUCGCGGUCCAAUUCAUUCCAUCAAUAACUAAAUUCGUUAAAAUUGGCUUUGUACCGAAGAAUGUUGAGAAGUUUUUCGUAAAGCUCACAAAAGAUGCCAUUGAUUUGCGAAGGAAGAGCAACAUUACACGUGAAGACUACCUAACUUACUUGCUUGAAUUGCAAGCAAAGAAGGGUAUUAGUGAACUUAGUAUGGCAUCUCAUGCAAUAUCCUUUUUCCUUGAUGGCUUUAUCACAUCAAGCGUUGUCCUCAGCUUUACCUUCUAUGAAUUGGCCAAGUCCAAAAGGGUCCAGGAUAAGCUAAGGACUGAGAUAAGGGAGACCAUUGCAAAGCAUGGCCGUAUUACUUUUGAGAUUGCUCAGGAAAUGCCCUACCUUGAGCAGGUAGUAUCGGAAAAUCUACGUCUAAACCCUCCACUGUCCUUCAUUAACAAGAAAUGCACCGAAACCUGCGAACUACCACUGACUGAAACUAAAUCAGCAACAAUUGAGGAGGGCUAUGGUAUUAUCCUACCAGUACGUAGCAUCCAACGUGAUUCACGUUACUACGAAAAUCCCAAUGAUUUCAUCCCUGAGCGUUUUGCACCCGAAAAGGGUGGCACUAAAGUCUACAAGGAUAAAGGAUGCUACAUGCCCUUUGGCGAUGGACCACGUAUUUGUCUUGGAAUGAGAUUCGCUCAAACACAAAUGAAGGCCGCCAUCAUUGCAAUUGUGAAGGACUUUGAAAUUUCUCUCGAUCCCAAAACUUCCCCCAAUGGAGAGUUGGAUCCAAAGGAUUUCAUCCCAGAUAUAAUUGGGGGAAUUUGGUUGAGAUUCAAGGAGAUUAAGGAGUAAAAGGUCACACGAGAGGGCAUUGGAAUUAGCCCUGAAGUGCCUUAAAAAAUUUUGCAUUGCUCAAUUUGCAAUUGCAGUAAUAUUGAACAAACUCCAUAGUCAGGUGCAGUCUUGUUCAUUAACUUUCUUUCUUCUUUUCUUUUGCAAAUACCUCAAGGGGUAUUGCACUACAGUAGUGUGUACAACAUUCUUUCAACAACACCAGGAAGGAGAUUAAACAAAAAAUUAUAUAUUCUUUUGUACAUUUCCUUGGCGCUACUAAUAAAGAAGCAUUUAAAGCAUUUUAAAUAA
Messenger RNA from Lutzomyia longipalpis, 1874 nucleotides. RefSeq names its product probable cytochrome P450 28d1. The coding region runs from base 84 to 1583 and encodes 499 amino acids. Lineage: Eukaryota; Metazoa; Arthropoda; Insecta; Diptera; Psychodidae. The record is from RefSeq and is a predicted model, not a curated record. The transcript has 4 exons. Gene Ontology annotation, molecular function: oxidoreductase activity, acting on paired donors, with incorporation or reduction of molecular oxygen; iron ion binding; monooxygenase activity.